Messenger RNA from Dibothriocephalus latus, 510 nucleotides. The record is from the annotation of a GenBank genome assembly. Lineage: Eukaryota; Metazoa; Platyhelminthes; Cestoda; Diphyllobothriidea; Diphyllobothriidae.
AUGCAGUGUGUGUGUUUGUUAGCGCACGCCCUGGAUAAAGUGAAGUCGAAAACCGGUUUUUCGGAACGCGGGCCGCUGCAAGUGACGGACAAGAAAGCUAGUCGUACUGGCGCGUCUACUUGCCCGAGCCUAUCUCGCGAACCCUCACUCGAGGAACACGAACUGCAGCGAGAGCUUCAAUCGACAAAGGAGCGCGAAGCUGAUCUCUCGGAACAGUUGCGUUUCGCAGAAGAAGAGAUCAGAAAACUGACCCGUCGCAUAACUGAGGCCCAGGCGGAAAGUGAUGUCCUUUCGCGGCAGGUUGAGCGACUCAAUGCGGCGCAGGGCUCCGGCUCACGUGGCAGCAGUCCUCGGUCCUCCACCCCCUUCGCAAAGAAGGGUUCGGAAUUUCAAACCCCAGUCCAGGCAGGCCUCAAGGACCAAUCAGGCAGCGAAAGUGAAAUUAUUGAAAGACGUACGUUUUCUGGACUUUUUAAAAAUGUCAAAAUUUACCUAAUUCUAGGUACUUAA